GUAUGCAUUUGCAUGCAUAUCGAGGCAACUUCGUAGCCUCGACAGUUCACUGAUUCCAAAUUCCAAUAAUCCUCAUGCGUUGUAUUUUCUGUUGCGCCGUCUGAUUGACGGAGCAGCGUCUACAAUAAUCAAUUCGAUAUUCAGAAGUCUAUUUAUUAACUAUUUUGUGACCGACAUAAAGCCUAGUUAGCUCAAAUUUAAAGAGCGAAGGGACAUAUUUCAGUGCCUGUGCAAACACAACGUAAAGACGAAAACGAACAGUAGCGGAAGGGGAACUCGCGAGCGCUUUUGUGUGCAUCGCAUGCGACUGUUUAGUGACAGUUGGCGCGCUGCUCAAGGCCAUUGUAGGUACUUAAAACUGUGUAUUCUUUUGCAGUUGUUACGGUUUCCAGUUGCUGAGAAAGCGGAGGAAAAAAAUUUACUACGAAGAGGUAUUUUUGUGUGGGUGCGAGCGAGGGCGGGGAGUAUUGAGUGCGACGACAUAUGUCGCGCCAGCCGUCUUUACUCCUCGGCACUCGUCGCCUUCGCCGUUGUUCUUGUUGCUAAAUGCACUCCAGGUGGUGGCUAUUAUUUGCGUGGGAGUGAAAGUGUAGUGAAAAAGAAGAGAGUGCUUAGUAAAGGGCCCCUAGAGUCGUGAUAACACUGGAGCAAAUAUCAGCCAAGUCAUUGCAAAGUAAUAUCACGAGGACCGUAAUCGUACCAAGUGACAACCGACUACAAACUAUUGAAAAUUACAGAAGUUCAGCUUCAACGGCAAGCAGCAGCGCCUUUAUGGAUUUCGUUUGAUAUACGAUACCACGAGACACACGUAUGCACCUACACUUGUUCGUAUGACGUUUGGGCAUGUGCGCGCCCCCGUGUGCACUUGCAUGUAUGUCGUAUAUAGUUUCAUAGUUGACAGUGAAGCAGAGGACGUAGUAAAUAGCCGAGGAAGCGAAUGCUUCUUCCUCGGCCUCAAGCCGAUAAAGACGACAGGAUCUGAAUCUUUGUGAGUUUUUCUAGAUCCUCAGAGUUUAGAAUUAUAAUCACAUUGGUACUUUUAAAAGAUUGAAAUGGAAAGUUCUGAGGAACCUACAAGUCUGCAAUCAAUUUGCCAUCUACGUGCAUCCGAACUAUUCCCUAAGCCUGCAUAUUUUGAUUUUGAGGAUUCAGAACUUGUAGUACCCUUUGUACUUUUAAGUGGAGAAUAUAUUGUUGCUUUGGGGCGCACAUCUGAUGGUGUAUUGGCAUUAUCGAACUAUAGGUUAUAUUUACAGCUUGGUCAAGGAUGCUAUAAUGUACCUUUAGGAUUAAUAGAGCAUCUAGAAGUUAAAGAAAUCUUUUACUUGCAUAUUGGCUGUAAAGAUGCUCGUUCAAUAAGUUGUGCUUUUUCUACCAACGAGCAUUGUUUAGAAUGGUUCAAGCGACUGCACAAAGUUACUUUUCCGAGAAGAAGUAUAGAAGACAUGUUUACUUUUGCAUAUUAUGCUUGGUCAAUGGAAGAAGGAAAAGAUUAUCCAAGACUAGGAAAAGAUAAUAAUUCUUAUCUUACAACUUUCAAUUCGGAAGUAGAACGGCUGAAGUUCAAUUUACAUGGAACUUGGCGUAUUAGUCAAAUAAACAAAGAUUACCAAAUGUGCCCAUCUUAUCCCCCACAUCUUCUUGUUCCUGCCUGCAUUACAGACAAGAUACUCGAUGAUGUUGCUAAAUUUAGGAGUUCUAGAAGAAUUCCUGCAGUGGUUUGGAGACAUGUUAAUAAUGGAGCUGUGAUAGCUCGCAGUAGUCAACCUGAAGUUGGCUGGUUAGGAUGGAGGAGUUCCGAAGAUGAAGAUCUUUUAAAAGCUUUAUCGGAUGCAUGUUCCUAUGAUAGAGGUGAAUCUACAAUUAUUGACUCACCAGUCAAUUAUUCUGAUCCAGGAGACGAACCUAUUCCAGCGGUGACUACAAAAAAAGUCCUCAUUGUUGACGCAAGAUCUUAUACGACAGCAGUAGCCAAUCGAGCGCGUGGAGGUGGAUGUGAAUGUCCAGAAUAUUACCCAAGCUGUGACAUUCAGUUCAUGAAUCUUCCAAAUAUUCAUUCGAUAAGAAAGAGUUUUCAUGCAGUGCGUCAACUGUGUGCCUCUGACGCAGAUCAGAACAAUUGGUUAAGUUUGCUAGAAGGAACAAGGUGGUUGCAGCAUAUGUCAGGAUUACUCAGAGCAGCUGUCACGGUAGCUUCAGCAAUAGAAAGAGAUGGAAGGCCAGUAUUAGUGCACUGUAGUGAUGGUUGGGACAGAACACCUCAAAUCGUCGCACUCGCUCAGAUUCUACUCGAUCCCUAUUAUCGAACAAUGGAGGGUUUUCAAAUUCUGUGCGAAAGAGAAUGGCUUGAUUUUGGUCACAAAUUUGCAGAUAGAUGUGGUCAAACUGUAGGAUGUGAAGAUCCUAAUGAAAGAUGUCCUGUAUUUUUGCAGUGGCUAGAUUGUGUACAUCAAUUGAUUAAGCAAUUUAAGUGUAGCUUCCAAAUGUCACCUGCAUAUCUUGUAAAAUUAGCUCAACACACAUAUUCUCAAUUAUUUGGUACAUUUUUGUGCAAUACUAGACAAGAAAGGUUACAAUUAAGGAUACGAGAACGUACUUUUUCAACUUGGCGUUUCUUAAAUUCUACAUCUUUUAUUAAUCAUUUGUAUUCUCCAUCUAAAAAUCAGGUAUUAUGGCCUAGUUGCAAUGUACGAGAUCUCAAACUGUGGUCUGCAGUAUAUUUAGGAACUGUCAAGACUCCUUUAGGUCUCAGUGAUAUUAAACCACGAGUACCAAUGAUAGACAUCGAAGCUAGUGAAAAUGAAGAACCACUUGGACAAAUGAUAAAAACACGUUCCUACGGAGAUCUUGUUCAAGCACAAGAUCAUACAACUUAUCUUCAUCGUAGAUUAAGUGAUCCAAGCAUUUCUAUAGAAAAAAAAUUUGAUUCACUUAAUUUGGAGAAUGAUGCAGACAAAAUUGAGACUAAUAAUGAUAGUGAAAAUUUUAAAGAGACUGACGAUAUUAUAGUUUUAAUAAUUUCUAACGAAGAGCAACUGUUAAUCAAAAGACCAGUAAAUGCUUCGGUAGACAGCUCUACAGAUACUAUUAGACCAAAUGGCGAUUUAAUAAUUGCAAAGCAAAAUGAUGAAAAAAAUUUAUCAUUGAUUGAUAUGGCAACUGUCAUUCGAUACACAUGUAAUCGUAAUCAAAAUGAAGAAAGCGACGCAAGCGAAACUAGUGUGCCAUUAAUUUCGCGAACGCCGAGUAGUAUUUGUCCGGCAUCUCCAAUUCAUCAAGAUAUCAUGAUUGAUAAUUUUGAUCGACUCGAUGAUAUUGAUGGUUUACCAGUUAUCCAUUGUGAUGUUCAAAUCAGAGUCCAACAAAUCAUUGUCGAAAACAAGCUUAAGGAAGAAGCAUUAAGGAAAGAACUACAUACAACAAGAAUGGCUUUAAUAAAACAAGUGUGCAAUCAUAAUACAGAUUCUGAAAGAGUUGACGAUAUUGGCUCAUUACCUGACUCUGUAGGUAGCACAGGAGACCAUGGAGAAUCAUUACCUUCUGAUAUGUCGUGGGAAGCACUGGAUGAGCCCGGACCAGCACCAACAUUAUGGGUUCCUGAUCAUGCUGUUAAUCGAUGUAUGGGAUGUGACACAGAAUUUUGGCUAGGCAGACGCAAACAUCAUUGCAGAUGCUGUGGUAAAAUAUUUUGUGCAGAUUGCUCAGAAAAUUCCACACCUCUGCCCAAUGAACAACUAUAUAACCCAGUACGAGUCUGCAGAGACUGUUUCUCUCGAUUACAUCACCAUAUAAGUCCGUGUCAAUGUGCGAACCGACAUCAAACUAAAAUUGUAGAUAAUGAAAUUGAGAGUAUAGUAUCGCCACCAUCGUUAGCAAAUUUUUCGAUGUUACCAAGAAACCCAAUAAUACAGAGUUUGGGUAAGGAUGAUUGUUGUGAAUCGUCGUUUCAACUUGUACAGCAAAAGCAGAGUCAAUCGCUGCCAAUUGUUGAAACAAGUAGUGCGAAUUGAGCGCCGGCGCUCAAAUAAAAAAGAGACUUCUCAGGAAA
Molecule: messenger RNA, 4048 nt
Organism: Ceratosolen solmsi marchali
Lineage: Eukaryota; Metazoa; Arthropoda; Insecta; Hymenoptera; Agaonidae
Product: myotubularin-related protein 4
Exons: 16
Coding region: 1053-4010 (985 amino acids)
Biological process (GO): regulation of autophagy; phosphatidylinositol dephosphorylation
Cellular component (GO): membrane; cytoplasm
Molecular function (GO): metal ion binding; phosphatidylinositol-3,5-bisphosphate 3-phosphatase activity; protein phosphatase binding
Source: RefSeq, a predicted model, not a curated record